This is a messenger RNA of Rhinocladiella mackenziei CBS 650.93, 1203 nucleotides long. RefSeq lists its product as uncharacterized. Gene Ontology annotation, biological process: epoxide metabolic process. NCBI's taxonomy places the organism in Eukaryota, Fungi, Ascomycota, Eurotiomycetes, Chaetothyriales, Herpotrichiellaceae. The transcript has 2 exons. Gene Ontology annotation, molecular function: epoxide hydrolase activity. The coding region runs from base 1 to 1203 and encodes 400 amino acids. The record is from RefSeq and is a predicted model, not a curated record.
AUGUCUUCUCCCGUUGAAUCACAUCAGAUAUCCAUUCCCCAAUCUCGAAUUCGUGAAUUGAACACCAAGCUCGAUCAUGCGAGAUUCCCGGAUGAAUUGGACGCGGCGGAAUGGGACAUGGGAGCACCGCUUGUCGAUAUUCAGAGAUUGACUAAAUUCUUGCGUCAAGACUUCAACUGGCGCGAAGCAGAGGAGAAACUAAAUCAACUCCCCCAUUUUGUCACGUCGAUCCAGUGCGAAGGUUAUGAAAGGCUAAAAAUCCAUUUCCUGCACAAGAAGUCGAGUGUAAAGGGAGCAAUCCCACUGCUCUUCGUUCAUGGCCGGCCUGGAAGCUAUCUCGGGGUUACAAAAGUGAUCGGUCCUCUAACCUCGGAGAGCAGUGUCGCAUUUGAUGUGGUUGCCUCGUCUCUGCCUAAUUAUGGCUUCUCGGAGGGAACCAAGAAACGAGGAUUCUCGAUUGAGCAGUAUGCAGAGACACUGCAUAAACUCAUGAUGCGCUUGGGUUACAAUCAAUACGUCACCCAGGGCGGUGAUUGGGGAUACUACAUUACGCGAGCAAUAUCUUUGCUCUACCCCGAUCACUGCAAAGCCACGCACUUCAACAUGGACGUGGGCACGAAACCAGCACUCCUCAAGAACCCGCUGCUUGCUCUCGAGGCUGCCUUCCGGCCCUUGUCACCCAGAGAAAAGCAAGGACUCCCACGCAACGAAUGGUUCGACAAAGAAGGCUUCGGAUAUAACCUGCUCCAGUCCACGACACCACAGACUCUAGGCUACGCGUUGGCCGACAGCCCUGUGGCUCUCCUAUCCUGGAUUUACGAGAAACUUCACAAUUGGACCGACGAGGAGAUCUGCACUUGGGUCAGCAUCUACUGGUUCAGCACCGCCGGUCCUGCUGCGAGUUGUAGGAUAUAUUAUGAAAUAGGCCGUAAUGGACCAUGGGGAACCAGAAUCAGUAGAGAAAAGAUCCGAGAGUGGCAAUCCCGGGUCAAGAUUGGUAGUAGCCAUUUCCCCCGCGAUAUUCACGUUCUUCCAAGUACGUGGACGAGGACGGUAGGACAGUGUGUUUUCGAGAAGGAGCAUGCGUCGGGUGGUCACUUUGCGGCAUGGGAGCGCCCGAUGGACAUUGUGGCGGAUGUGAGGGAGAUGUUUAGCAAGGGAGGUGGCGCAUAUGGUGUUGUAAAGGGUAGGCAUGGGCACUGA